ACGUACGCGUUUGUAUUCUGGCCAACUUGACACUAUCGCUAGCUGCUGGAAGGACAGGAGAGAAAUGGCUGAUACCAUAGCUGACACAAGACGGCUCUUCAGCAAGCCCCAAAACCUAAACGACGCCUAUGGACCCCCGAGUAAUUUUCUAGAGAUCGAUGUGAGCAACCCUGAGACCAUCGGGGUCGGCAGGACCCGGUAUACUACGUAUGAAGUCAGACUGAAGACCAACCUACCCAUCUUCAAGCUGAAGGAGUCUAGUGUACGGAGGCGGUACAGUGACUUCGAGUGGCUCCGAGCGGAGCUGGAGAGGGAGAGCAAGGUGGUCGUCCCACCUCUCCCAGGAAAAGCCCUCAUCCGGCAGCUUCCGUUUCGAGGGGAUGAUGGGAUAUUUGAUGACUCCUUCAUUGAGGAGCGGAGACAGGGCCUUGAGCAGUUUCUCAACAAAGUGGCCGGUCACCCUCUAGCUCAGAACGAACGAUGCCUGCACAUGUUUCUACAGGACGAGUCUGUGGACAAGAGCUACACCCCAUCCAAAAUCAGACAAGCCUAAAGAAAAAGAUGGCUCUGCUUGGCCUGGUCUGGCUCGCCCUGGCUUGGCCCAACAACCCAAAGCUCUCUUCACUGCUCCAGGUUUCUCUCAGACAAUAAACGUUUAAAUCAAAACUUCCCCGCGCCCCCUCCCCUCCAAAGUAAUAUUGUUCACCGCCUCUUUUAGUUUAAUUAGUGACCCUGAUCGGUGUUUGUUUUCACUUUCUAAUUGGAGUCAAGAAUGUUCGACACAUUACUGGUUGAAAGUAAUUUAUAGUAAUUUCUCUUUGUGUCUGGAAAUGCCACUAACAUGGAUAUAUUAUGUAUUUAUCAUUUAGCUAUGUCUUGAAUAUAUUCAUUUAUAUAGUAACAUUGAAUGAGCGUUCUAUGUAUGCAAAGCUCUUGUAAAGACCCACAGCGUUUCCCAUCAUUCAUAUAUAUAUUAUAUAUAUGUACUCCAGGCAUGUUGCUCACCAUAACUAGCAACUAAACACACAUAGACACACACACACACACACACACACAUACACACAUACACACAUAUAUAUGAUUGGCGGGCCUUGACUUUCAAAUCACACUUAGUUGAUCCUGUCUUCAAAAGGAAGCACGUGUGUGUGUGUAUAUCAACCAGCACCUGCCCGGUUAUCACAAUGAUUUUCUAGCGAGAAAGAAGUAAUUUACACAGAGGGAACUGCAGUAUUUCUACUGGCUAUAUGCAUUUUGAGAUUUGUAUACUGCUGUGCCAUUUUUGUUUAUUUUGAAGAUUUUCCAAUAAAAUAGGUGAAAUGUCUCCACGCA
Molecule: messenger RNA, 1329 nt
Organism: Larimichthys crocea (large yellow croaker)
Lineage: Eukaryota; Metazoa; Chordata; Actinopteri; Sciaenidae
Gene: snx3
Product: sorting nexin 3
Exons: 4
Coding region: 65-553 (162 amino acids)
Biological process (GO): endocytic recycling; late endosome to Golgi transport
Cellular component (GO): retromer complex; early endosome membrane
Molecular function (GO): phosphatidylinositol-3-phosphate binding
Source: RefSeq, a predicted model, not a curated record